AUGGAAGAUUUACUGGCGCCUGCUCGAGUCACUCGACAAUCAGCGGGACUACAGGCGGUACAGGCGAUAUUAUUAAGAAGAAAUUCAUUACACAUAGAGUUAGGCAAAGGCGAUACCAUCUCGCCAAAAUUAUUUACCGCCACCCUCCAGAACGUCAUGCGAACAUUGAAAUGGGAUAAGAUGGGAGUGAAAAUCGGUGAUCGGCAAUUUCGCCAUCUUCGUUUUGCUGAUGACAUCGUUAUUAUAACACUAAACAUCAGGCAAUCGGAACGAAUGCUUGCUGACUUUGAUAACGCCUAUGGAAAGAUUGGUCUUCGACAAAAUUUUACGAAAACGAUGUUCAUGAGAAACGGAUUCCUUUCGUAUGCCUCACUGAAUGCUCGGCUACUGGAAGAUUUACUGGCGCCCGCUCGAGUCACUCGACGUUCAGUGGACCGUAGUGAUGUUGAAAAGUUGCGAAAUAAAUUUAAAAAUGCUAGACUAUGA
Angiostrongylus costaricensis is the source of this 486-nucleotide messenger RNA. The record is from the annotation of a GenBank genome assembly. Lineage: Eukaryota; Metazoa; Nematoda; Chromadorea; Rhabditida; Metastrongylidae.